Trichomonas vaginalis G3 is the source of this 966-nucleotide messenger RNA. RefSeq names its product organellar and viral DNA polymerase type B. The transcript has a single exon. The record is from RefSeq and is a predicted model, not a curated record. Bases 1 to 966 code for a protein of 321 amino acids. Lineage: Eukaryota; Parabasalia; Trichomonadida; Trichomonadidae.
AUGAUUUCAACAAUCGACACAACAACACUUCAAGCCGCGAACGGCGGGACUCUGUUCACAACAACAGCACCAAACUUGUUAGUCAUGAAUCCAACAUCUAUGUUAGUUGAGAUGAAAAACUUCAUUCCUUCUUCAUAUAGUUUUGGAACAGAAAUACAAAGAAUAAAGCAAGAACUUUUAACAAGUAAUUUAGACUGUUGUGUGAAAGAUGAACAAAAUGAACAGUAUCUUUACGACAUGCAGGACAUUAUUGACCAUUUACCCAAAUUGCCUGAAAUCCAACAACAAAAGCUCACUAUUCCUGAAUUCGAUGAAAUAGAAGUGAAACCAACUGACUCAGUAGAAAUAAAGAAGUUCAUACGUAAAGUAAAUUAUGAGUUUCUAGGAUAUCAUUGCAACCAUAAGGUUAUGGACAAAGAUUGUGAUAUGGUAUAUAAAAACAUCUCUGACAUAUAUAAAUCGGAGGAGUUUAAGACAUACGACAACUUUGUUUCAUUAGUUGCAGAAUGUGUAUGGCAGAUAAGAGAUAAAGAUAAAAGAUGUAAAGUAUGGAAUGAACAAAUAAAACCAACAGCUUUUGAGUUAAAGAAAACCAUUGACGCCUUAGUUGUUCUAGCAGGUCAAAUUUCAAUGUAUAACGCAAAAAUGAACCCACAAUGUUCUAAAUGUAAAGCAGCAAUGAGGAAAUAUAACUACUCCGUCAAAGAGAUAGAACGUAUGAGAAACGACUAUGCUGACUUAAAGAAAGAAGUAGAGAAACCAGCAGAAGAUAAAAUGGACAUGUUAGCAUUUCUGAACAAAAACUAUCCGACAGUUGACGAUUUCCUAUUAUCUGAUGUCAAGAAGAAAUAUAAAGAAACCUUCGGCAUAGUUAAAAUUUUUGAUAUCCUUCGUGAAGAAAUAGAAGCUACAAAACUGUUUAGAAUCUCACAAAUUCAUAACGUUUACCAUGUAAAACGGUUAUGA